Molecule: messenger RNA, 964 nt
Organism: Sapajus apella (tufted capuchin)
Lineage: Eukaryota; Metazoa; Chordata; Mammalia; Primates; Cebidae
Product: putative protein T-ENOL
Exons: 6
Coding region: 442-801 (119 amino acids)
Source: RefSeq, a predicted model, not a curated record
UCCUGACCUCGUGAUCCACCUGCCUCCGCCUCCCAAAGUGCUGGGAUUACAGGCGUGAGCCACUGUGACUGAUUAAAUGGACUUGUAUUCAGAGAUAUCUUCAGCAGCACCACGGCCAUGUCAUGUCUUGCUGAUCCACACCUCUCACAAGCAGUGAGUUCUCAAGAGCUAGCUUAAAUCCUUUUUGCUACAAAAUCAGUCCAUUCUUGCUGGGCGCAGCACUUUGGGAGCAAGGCAGGAGGAUCGCUUGAGGCCAGGAGCUGGAGACCAGUCUGGGCGACACUGCAAGACCCAGUCUCUACACAAGUUUAAAAAUUAGCCAGGUGUGGUGGCAAGUGCCUGUUGUCUCAGCUAUUCAGGAAGCUGAGGUGGGAGGAUUACUUGAGUAGAGGAGAUGGGGGCUGCAGAGGGCCAUGAUCGCGCCAUUGCACUCCAGCGGGGAUGGCGUCCACUCCGAUGGGGAAUGAGGGGGAGAAGAAGGACAGCUGGCCGUCUCAAGCUGCACCCUCCUCGAGAGGAGGUUCGGCUUCGUUAUCUCGUUCUGAGGAAUACCUGUCCCGGAUCAGUGCAGAACUCACGGAGGAGGCUUUAUUUAUGGCUUGCUGCCAUUUGAACCCUGUGCCCAUCAAAAAAAAGCAGACACAAGACCAAGCGACUCAGAUAUCCACACAGGCAUUCUUCACCAAGACCCGAGGCACAGACACCCGCUCCGACAGAAACCGUACCCGCACCAAGUCACACCUCCUGCCAGCCCCUCACGAAAAGAACAUGCCUCAAAACUCCUCUUUUGCCACUCGUUAACCACUUCCGUUUGCGGGGACCUCGUGGUCAUAAGCAGUAUCAUCCUGAAGCCGUCAAAUUUCUCUGGAUUCAUCACCGGACCCUCCAGCCUCAGCCAGCAAGGACACCACCAGGAAUGAAAGGCUUUAAUAAAGAGACAGGGAUCCUCCCUUCCCCCAGCUCA